Dinoponera quadriceps is the source of this 4841-nucleotide messenger RNA. RefSeq names its product cytochrome P450 9e2-like. The transcript has a single exon. The record is from RefSeq and is a predicted model, not a curated record. Gene Ontology annotation, molecular function: monooxygenase activity; iron ion binding; heme binding. NCBI's taxonomy places the organism in Eukaryota, Metazoa, Arthropoda, Insecta, Hymenoptera, Formicidae. Bases 1062 to 2618 code for a protein of 518 amino acids.
CUUUGUUAAUAUAUUACAUUUUAACAUAUUGAAGUAAAAUAAAAUUUCAACAGACUGCUUGGAUGCCGCUCGACGUCGAACCAACGCAGAACGCGAAAAAAUUUAAAAAAUGUAAAACGAUUUUCACGGUUACCAGCAAACGGUCAGGAUUGCUUAUUGCUGUGUAUUGAAUAAUGUUUUUUUAAAUGUUGAAUUGCAACGACUAUAAGACAUUGCAAUUUAGCGGACAUUAGAUGUUUCUGCAAUAUGCUUGAACCUUGAUUUUACAUUUCGCAAAGUUGAUGCAAAAUUUGCAACGUCGCAAUAAAAUAUUUCUGAGAUGUUGAUUCAACGUUUAUGUGCUGUAUGAGUUACUUUAUUCAAAGUUAUUCUUUCAGUGGCAUCGGUGAGAAAUUCUUCCGAAUGAAACAAGUUAUAUGUAAAAUCUCGAUAAAUUUGUAUAUUACUUGUUAUAAAAGGACUUUUUACUGAUAUCACUGAAAGAACAGUUAAUAAAUAAAGUAAUAUCUUUAAGCAACAUAAAUUACUUUUUGCAUGAAGUGUUAUUUCAAGGUUUUGAAAAUAAUUGUGGCCUUAAAAAAGCAGAAGAAGUACCGAUGAAAUCAAAUUAAAUUCUCGACCGUAGACACGAUUCAUCAUUUUUUAACGGAUUAAAAUAUCACCUCACUUAACAACUUCACCUCGAUUAACCUCACGAGUCCUGUUCUCAGCUGUACUGUAAAUCGCGCUUCUUGUAUGCACAUUUCAUUGUUAUUGCAUUCAAUUUGCAAUCUCGUUUAACGCGAAAUCACUGUGUCGCGCGGAUAAGACGAACUCGAGGAAAACAUUGCCACUCCUAAUGCUAUAAUUAAUAAUAAAGUUGACCGACACUCGUUGUCAAUUUUUGCGGUGACGUCGAAGAUAUAAUCGUUCGUCGGCUACUUGUCGUAGCUACUUGUCGACGGUGAGAUAUAUAAACGAGGAAGUCACAUGUGACUUCGACAUUUUCCUCGCGCUCCUCACUUCGCGAGUCGAGAUAAACGUUGGCACUUCUCCGACUGCGUCUCGUCGUCGUCGUCGUCAUGGCAUUCUGGGUGCUGUUGCCUCUCUUGGCCAUCGGCUACGCUGUUUACCAUUAUUAUUUCAAAGGCCUGGACUACUUCAAGAAGCACGGGAUUCGCCAUGUGACACCGUGGCCCGUAUUGGGCAACCUGGGGCCGUUUUAUCUGCGCCAGACUCCGAUGACCGAGCACCUGAAGAAGGUAUACGAUAUGAGCCCGAACGCUAAGUACGUCGGCUUCUUCGACGCCAUGAAUCCGGUAGUGGUGAUCCGCGACCCGGAGCUCAUCAAAUCCAUCGCCGUGAAGAACUUCGAGAUAUUCCCCGAACAUCGUUCCUUUAUUGACGAGGUCAACGACCCGAUGUUGGGUAAGAACCUGUUCUCCCUCCGCGGCGAUAAGUGGCGAGAGUUUAGACACCUGCUGAGCCCCGCGUUCACAUCCGGCAAGAUGAAGACCAUGUUCAAGCUGAUAUCCAACUGCGCUGCCAACUUUGCCGACUUCCUAUCGAAAAUGCCGACGGACAAGAACGUCGUGGAGUUAAAGGAAACCUUCACCAGGUACACGAACGACGUGAUCAUGAUCUGCUCCUUCGGCAUCAGCGUCGACUCCAUGAGAAACCCCAAAAAUGACUUUUAUGUGUACGGCACGGAGGCUACAACUUUUACCGUCAUCACCACCAUCAAGUUCUAUUUAUGUCGGAGCAUGCCGUUCUUGUGCAAGAUUCUGGGCAUUAAGGUCAUUCGCAGUCAAGUGGGCAAGUUCUUCACUGAGAUCGUGAGAAACACGAUGUACAUCAGGGACGUAAAGAACAUCGUGCGGCCGGACAUGCUGCAGCUAAUGAUGAACAGUAGAGGCAAAAGAGAUCCCGGUAAGGAGCUGACUAUCCAAGACAUGAGUUCGCAUGCCUUCCUUUUCUUCUUCGGCGGCUUCGAUGCCACCUCCACAUUAAUGUGCUUCGUCGCUUAUGAGAUCACUGUGAAUCCGGACGUACAGGCGAAGCUGCGUGCCGAGGUGGACGAGGUCAUGGAGGCCACCGACGGAACGUUGACCUACGAAGCAGUGAACGGGAUGCAAUACUUGGAUGCUGUUGUGAACGAGGCGCUCAGGAUGUACCCGUCGGCGAUCAUCCUCGACAGAGUGUGCCAGAAAGAAUUCGAACUGCCACCAGCGCUACCUGGCGACAAGCCUCACGUCCUGAAGAAAGGUUCGACUGUCUGGUUUCCCGCUCACGCCAUUGCUCGCGACCCGAAGAACUUCGAAGACCCGGAUAGAUUCCGUCCCGAACGCUUCUUAGGGGACGAGAAAAAGACCAUCAAUCAGUACGCGUACCUCCCGUUCGGAAUCGGCCCGAGGAUGUGCAUCGGUAAUAGAUUCGCCUUGCUGGAGACCAAGGUGAUGCUGGUGCACCUGCUGGCCCGUUGCGAGUUGAAACGUUGCGAGAAGACCCUGUACCCGAUGCGAUUCAGCAAGAAGCGCUUUAAUAUCUUCGCGGAUGGCGGAUUCUGGAUCAAGAUUCAGCCGAGGAGUGACGCUCUCAACGUUGUAUCGCCGAACGCUGUUAACGACAGCGCGGAGUAAAUAUAAGUCCGCGGAAGCUCUAAUGAAGAAUCGGAUAUAUAAUGCUAUUUAGAAAUUAACCCUUUGACUGCUAUAGGUGCAUAUAUGCGUCCAGCGAAAACCAUCGAUGUAGACUAUAGACGCAAAUGCGCGCUCGGCGAAGGCUUUGGCUGUUUACUGCUGUCUCAUGUCUUUUGUUUAUAUAUUGAGUAUUUAUGUUACUUACUUGUUAUUUGUUCAAUUUUUCAAUUUCCAAUAUCCAAACACAUACAUUAUAACUAUCUAAAUUAUGGCGUUUUAAAACUUUACCACUGGUGAAUAAACAAUAUAUAUUGAAAAUAACAAAAUGAUUGGAUUCAUUUUGCAGUGGACAAAGUAAUAGUAAUUGGAUUGUGUACUAUAUUAUAAUGUGUUAACACUUUGCCGUCCGCACGUUUCAUCAGGAUUUUUUUGUUCGGCGACGGCGGUUUUUCGAGGUUUUCGGGAGAUCAUAAAUCGUCAGUUCUCAUUAGUUUCUCACUAGUUUUCAAUCCUGUCCCGCUAUUUUCAUGAAAUUUCGAGGAUAUAUAUAAAUAAAUGUAACAUUUUUCUGUAUUAUAUAUUUAUUUAUUUAUUAAUAUUUUAUUGGGUACUUAGUAUUUCUCUUUUAGAUGUCUUCUACUUCUUCGCAAUCAUCAAAUUCAAUUGAAACGUCAGACAAAUUGUCCGCGCAUUCAUCUUGAAUAAUCGUAUCUUCUCUUUCGUCUGCCAUUAUCAAAGGGCGCAAGUACUUAUAAAAAUAAAAAACACGCUUAUGUCUGUAACUUAUUUAUUUACUUAAACAGAACACAAAGAGAACACCAACAGCACACAAUCAGAACACAAACGGCACCACGGUGCUGUCACCGGCCUUUGCGUGAUAGUUUUGCGCACGACACCAACGUGGUGCCAUCGGCCUUUGCGCGAUAGUUUUCGCGGGACACCAACGUGGUGUCCCCGGACGGCAUAGUGUUAAUACGCCGCCGAUAAGAUCCAUAUUGCGCGCAAAAGUAUUCAGUCCGCAGCGAUCGCUACUGCCGGCCGCACGCCGCUCACGCGAAGCGCUUCAACUUAGAGCAGUUAGCAGUCAAAGGAUUAACAGCUGAGUACAAAGUUCACAAAUGUAGCGAUGUGGGAUUGACAUUUUGAUAUCUAGUGCGACAUUAUUUUUAAUGGGGAAUAAGACUUCCAAGCUGACUCAUUCACACGCGUGUGUGCGAUGCAUAUACGUGCAGACGCUCGUUCGAUACUUUGAUUUUAAUUAAUUCUAUUGCGUUGCGCCCGUAAAAGACGGUCAAGUCAAUCGUAAAGCGAUAAUGUCACUUAUAAUCGCAAGUUAUGCAAGUUAUGUAAGUAUGACUCAUCGUUCCCUUAUUUUCAUCUGUGGAUUUAUCAUGAUUAUAUGAUAAUUAUUACGUGAUAAUAAUAGUUUAUUUUAGGUUAAUAAGCUUUCUAAAUGUAAUAUCACGGCAUGUAUCUGCGAUUUAUCCCAUAUUUAUUUGCUAAAAUGUUAAAAAUAAAACAUUAUUUUGAUCUCAGACACGGUCAUUAUUAAAGAUUCGAGAGGUUCUCUCGUAGAAAAUAUAAGCAAAUAUAGGAAGUAUGCAAUUCUUUAAUCCUCCGUCUCACAUGUUGGGUCAUAAAUUUGCAAUGACUUAGUGAGAUUUUAUUAAAGGUAUCAUUAAGAUUUUUGCUCACGUUCUACGCCUGUAAAGAUUUCAAACAUGUUAAAGAUUGCGAUGAGAUCCGUAUUUGCUCGUAACCAAAUGAGGUUAAUUUCACAUAAUUCGUCAUUUUUAUCGGUUUAAAAUUUCACUUUGAUUCACAGUUUAAUCUCAUGAAUUUGGUUCUCGACGGCUGUUCUGCAAUGCGUUUUUCGUAUGCGCAUUUCAUUAUUAUUACAAUUCACAUCGCAAUCUCAUUUUCCAUAAAAUUGGCGUAUCGCGCAGAUAAGACGAUCUAAAGGAAUACAUUGCUGCUCGUGGUGCAAUGAAUAAUAAUAAAAUUCACUGACAAUCGUUGUCAAUUUGAUUUUUGAUAUGACAUCGAAUAUAUAAUCGUCCGUCGGCUUACAUAGCGAGUGGUCGAUGGUGACUUAUAAAAACGAGGUAGACGCAUGUGACUUAUAAAAACGAGAUAGUCGCAGACCCCAAAGAUUAUCUAACACAAAUUUUUCUUCAGUAAAGAAAUUCAAGAUGUAGAAGAUAAAUACGCCUCUUACAAUCA